This is a messenger RNA of Rotaria sp. Silwood1, 74 nucleotides long. The record is from the annotation of a GenBank genome assembly. Lineage: Eukaryota; Metazoa; Rotifera; Eurotatoria; Philodinida; Philodinidae.
AUGGAUUCAUCAUCAUCGUCAUCAUCAUCAUCAUCAUCACCAUUGGUAAAUAUAGAUGAGGCGGAUGACUUGAG